Molecule: messenger RNA, 933 nt
Organism: Aplosporella prunicola CBS 121167
Lineage: Eukaryota; Fungi; Ascomycota; Dothideomycetes; Botryosphaeriales; Aplosporellaceae
Exons: 3
Coding region: 1-933 (310 amino acids)
Molecular function (GO): oxidoreductase activity
Source: RefSeq, a predicted model, not a curated record
AUGUCCGAGCAACAGAAGCCCAUCACCGCAUACCCCAGCACCGAGCUCCAGCCGCAGGACCAGGAGGGCGGACCCGGCCUGGACGCCAAGCUCAAGCCGGGCGCGAACUUUACGCAGCUCGAGCACUGGACCGACGACGGCAAGCCAUACCUGAAGGAGUACGAGGGGCGCGGGCUGCUGCAGGACAAGGCGGUCCUCAUCACGGGCGGCGACUCUGGCAUUGGCCGCUCCGUGGCCGUCCUGAUGGCUCGUGAGGGCGCCGACAUCAGCAUCGUGUAUCUGCCCGAGGAGGAGGAGGAUGCCCAGUGGACCAAGGCCGCGAUUGAGAAGGCGGGCAGGAAGGCAAACCUCAUGGCGCUGAACUUGCGCGAGGAGGAGAACUGCAAGAAGGCUGUCGAGGGGCACAUGAAGGCGUUUGGAAAGCUGAGCGUGCUGGUCAACAACAGCGCCAUGCAAGAAAUCUGCGAGGACCUCCGCGACAUUGAUCUCAGCGUUGUCGAGAAGACUUACCGCACGAACAUCCUGUCCAUGUUCGCCAUGUCCAAGUACGCGCUCCAACACAUGAAGAGGGGCAGCUGCAUCAUCAACUCGUCCUCCGUCGCCGCGUACAUGGGUAACCCGCAGCUGGUCGACUACUCCUCGACCAAGGGCGCCAUCACGACGUUUACGCGUUCUCUGGCCCAGCAGCAGGCCAAGCACGGCAUCCGCAUCAACGCUGUCGCGCCUGGUAUCAUCUGGACCCCCCUUCAGCCGGCGACGAAAAACGCCCCCAAGGAAUCCAUGGACAGCCUUGGUGUCGGCCAGGCGCCGCUUAACCGCCCUGGCAUGCCCGUCGAGGUCGCGACCGCGUAUGUCUUCCUUGCCAGCCCGUUCGGUAGCUACGUCACGGGCGAGGUGAUUCACAACAGCGGAGGCAUCGAGAUGCAGGGUUAA